AAAAAUUAGUAAUGAAAUCCCAUAGAUCAUCAUAAAGUGAAUUUAUGCUUGAGGAUUAUAUUUUUAAAUUGCUAUUUAUUUUUACAGUCACAAGAGAUUAUGAUAUCUGAUCUGAAUUGGCUGGCUAUGCAUUAAGAAAAUUGUUUAAGCAUUAUUAAAUAUUUGACCUCUUGGCGACUUAGUUGAAAAUUGAAGGAGUUUGAUAGGGAUUUAGAAUAGAAAGCAUUAAAUGAAACACAGAAAAUAAAUGUAAAAUGUGCUAUUGAGUUUAAGGAAUCUAAAAUUGAGAUUUGUUUUAAUAUAUUUGAGUGGAUUGAUGCUGAUGAGAAAAUUUGAAAAAAGAGAUAAAGUAUUGGCAGCAUCAAUCUAAAAUAUUACAGAAAUAUAAUAAAACAUGUAAACUAAUUAGACUGAAUUAAGAAAGGAAUACGAUUAAAAUACUCGAAUGAGAGUAUUUGAGUUUGCUUUAAAAGUUAUCAAAGUCUAAAAUGAAAAUUUUAAGAAAAUAAUUAGUACUGAAUUAUGGGUAUUUAAGCACUUAAGGAGAAUCUAAUAACAAAGAUAGUAAUAUCAGAAAAAAUAAUGAUUUAAGAAAAAACCCAAAAGAAAACUGAUGAUAAAAAGAAAAUAUAUAGAUGAAAAGUAAUAAGAAUUAAAAGUAAAAAUAGAAAAAAA
Paramecium tetraurelia is the source of this 675-nucleotide messenger RNA. RefSeq lists its product as uncharacterized. The record is from RefSeq and is a predicted model, not a curated record. Lineage: Eukaryota; Ciliophora; Oligohymenophorea; Peniculida; Parameciidae. The transcript has 2 exons.